CACUCGUCAUUUAUCGCUUUACAGAUAUGACGACCUAGAUUCGUGGCCUAUAUUGUGUUCGAGCGCUCACCGGCAUUGACGAUGGCGGACCAAGUUAUCCCCACCCAGGACAGUUUUGGUCGACUGCAGGACGGCACAGAGAUCAACAGGUUUACUUUUAAGAACAAAAAUAAUAUUACUGUGCGAAUAAUAAACUAUGGAGGAAUCAUAACGGACAUCUGUGUUCCUGAUAAAAACGGAAAAGUUGCGGAUAUUAACCUAGGAUUUGAUGACAUCAAAGGGUAUGAAAAACGUCACCCAUACUUUGGGGCGAUAUGUGGAAGAGUGGCUAACAGAAUAGGUGGAGGGAAAUUUACGCUGGACGGGAAAGAGUAUCAGCUUCCGGUAAACAACGGCCCAAACCAUCUACAUGGCGGGGUGAAGGGGUUUGAUAAGGUGGUUUGGAAAGCCAGGGUGGACGAUGACAAUCUCGUUCUGACGUAUGUCAGUCCUGAUGGCGAAGAGCAGUACCCAGGGACGCUAACCACGGAGGUUAGAUACCGACUGACCAAUGACAACCAGCUUAGCAUCGACUACACGGCAACGACGACAAAAGCCACACCCAUCAACCUCACAAACCACGCCUACUUAAACCUAGCGGGACAGGGUUUUCCUAACAUUGAGGAUCACGUGCUUUGGAUUGACGCUUACACAUACACUCCCCUGGAUGAAAACAUCAUUCCAACAGGUGUCAUUGCGCCUGUGGCAGGAACGGCCUACGACCUGCGAACGCCUACGCGGUUAGGCGAUCGUCUAAAACACGUCAACAACGGCAAAGGAUAUGACAUCAACUUCUGUGUCGGGGGACAGCCGGGGAAACUCACACGUGUUGCUAGUUUGGAACACCCGCCCUCGGGACGUAAAAUGGAAGUUUAUACGACUGAACCUGGACUGCAGUGCUACACCGGAUGUAAUAUGGUUACAGGCGUUUUCGGGAAGGGUGGCGUGGAAUACCAGAAGUUUGCCUCUGUUUGUUUAGAAACCCAACAUUUCGCUAACAGCGUCAAUCAGCCAAACUUUCCAAACACGAUCCUUCGCCCAGACCAGACAUACCGUCACACAAGUGUCUACAAAUUCGGACUGACUCUUUAAUGGUUAUUAGAAUUUCUGAAUAUGAAACUUGGAUAAAAUGUAAAAUGAAAUAAAUGAUAUUAAACAAU
Ostrea edulis (European flat oyster) is the source of this 1199-nucleotide messenger RNA. Its product is annotated as galactose mutarotase-like. Lineage: Eukaryota; Metazoa; Mollusca; Bivalvia; Ostreida; Ostreidae. The coding region runs from base 82 to 1131 and encodes 349 amino acids. The record is from RefSeq and is a predicted model, not a curated record. Gene Ontology annotation, biological process: glucose metabolic process; beta-D-galactose catabolic process via UDP-galactose, Leloir pathway. The transcript is spliced from 8 exons. Gene Ontology annotation, molecular function: aldose 1-epimerase activity; carbohydrate binding.